Molecule: messenger RNA, 2753 nt
Organism: Cryptococcus amylolentus CBS 6039
Lineage: Eukaryota; Fungi; Basidiomycota; Tremellomycetes; Tremellales; Cryptococcaceae
Exons: 7
Coding region: 1-2649 (882 amino acids)
Source: RefSeq, a predicted model, not a curated record
AUGGUUCCAGAGCGGGCAGACACGGCGACAGAAAGAAGGAGAAGGGAGAGUUUGGAUACGAUUGGCAGAGAGAGAAGGGCGGCCGAGGUGGCGCACCAGGGGCAGCAUCACCACCAGGGGCAGGCGCAAGCCCAGCCGGCGGGGAAAGGAGUGAAAAGUUCUCCAUCGCAAGCCCAAAUCUACGCCCAGCAAGCGCGUCCUCCUGCGCAAGUGCGUGCUCUGCCCAACGUACCCCCCGCCCCUGCUUCAGUGCAAGUCCAAGCAAACCCUUACCCCCAACCCCCGCCUCAACCAAGCCGCCACCUAUCCCAGAGCGAAACCAUCUACCCCACGCCUACCGCCGCGCAACAAGCCUUCCUAGCUGAACGGCUCGCCACGCCCUCGCAUCGUAAAGUCCCCGAGCCCCAUACUUCUUCUGCCUCCCGUCGUCGUCGGCGAGCGUCGUCAGGCAGCUCGGGGGCGGCGGUACCGGGUAUGACGACACUAUCGAGGGUAGACUCGGAUAGGUCCAUACGCUCCCGGGUCUCCUUCGACUCGACUCGUUCGAGGGGUAGUCAACGCACCCUCCGCUCCGACCUGGGCUACGAGUCCGACGGCGACUCCCAGCCUCCGGGCCCUACCAUCUUUUUCGACCAUUCCAAGAACGGCAACGGCGGGCUUGCGGGGACGUUUAUGAAGGGGCCCGGGGGAGAGCCGGUGGAGGUGAUAGGGCUGGGGACGAAGAGGCCAAAGCAUAGGACGUAUGCGUCGGAUAUGCUCAAACCGAUUUUGAGGAGUAGUUCGAGGAUGACGAUUAGCCGGACGAAUACGGCUGCUUCGAUGAGACCUCAGGGUCAGGAGGCUCUGGGGCAGCAGGUGCAGGCGGAGAAGCCGCUUCCGUCAAGGCCUCUGAGCGUGGUAGGCUCCGUCAUGGGCAGUUUCAAAGGGCCAAAGACUUUGAUGAGGACGAGGUCGCGGUCGAGGCCCGGGUCGGGGGAGAGGGAGGGGUAUGAACAGGUUGAGCGUGCGCCUAGCAGGGCGGAAGGUGCGCCGAGAGGGAGUAUCGAUCGGCACGAUAGGGGCACCACGCAUUUGCCUGCGGGUGAUGACCAAGGGUUGGGCUUGAGGAAUAUCUUUUCCGGCCUCUCGCUCGCUGAUGGCCAGCCGCCAUCGUCCGCCCCGCCAAUGUCCUUUGGGUCCAACAGAGCCCUGAUCAAGCCAGCCGACAACCUCUUUGAAUACCUCCGCUCCGUGCGCGUACCGCUAUGGGACGACUGGCCCCACCCGACGGGGGCAAGGCCGAUAGCAGGGUCGGGGAUGGGACUGGGGAUGGGGAUGUGGCCUGGUGGAGGGGGUAGGGGGAGGAGGGGAAAGUGGGAGGAUAUGGGGUGGGAGUGGGGGAGGAGGUUGGAGGAGGCGGAGAAGGCGAAGCCUUAUAGGAUUUUGAGGGGGUGGGAGGGGAGUAGUCGGGGAUGGGAGAGGGAUAUUAUUGAGUUCCAGAAGGAGAAUGUGCCGGCGUACCCUAUUGACCUGAACAACCGAUGGGGUAUCCAGAUUUUCGCCCUUCAAGCCAAGGGGUACGACACGCUCGAGUUUUACGACGACUCUUUGGACGGCGCCGAGGAUAAAGGUCUGCUGAGUUGGUUGAGUGGAAGUAUCCUUCAGACAGCCGUCUCCACCCUCCACAUGCUCCGUUACUCUUCCCAAAACUUUACCUUCCACCUCAUCCCCUCCAUCCCACCUCCAUCCCACCACCCACCCCACAACGGCAAGCACUUUCUCUGGGACGGUUUCGGCUCCAUGGUACUCGUCAACAAGGCCGACGAGACGGACCGGAGUAUGGUAAUCGAGAUCAGGCCGCCGAGUGUGGCGGAUGCGGGAGUGAUCAAGGAGUUUGCAAAGGACAGAGGAGGGGGGGAGUGGUGGGCCAUGGAUAGGGAGGGGGUGCUUGGGGAAGUGGGGCAGGCGAACUUGUUGCAGGCGCAGGUGUAUGAUGCUUGUGUGCAGAAUCGAGUUUACUUUUUUGCAGUGACCAACCUGAAGCUCUGGGUAUUCGGACAAUUCAGUCCCGAUUACACUUCCUGCACGGUCAGCCCGGUCAUAGACCGUAAAGCACGAGAACCAUCCUUGAUGCAGUGUCUGACGACCUGGGUGAUCCGUUCGGUUGAUGAGCGUCCUCGAGUGACACGCGAACAGCGCCCAGGGUCCGUCCGCCGUACAGCCUCCCGACUCUCUCGGCGCAACUCGCAGCCUCACUCUCGUCCCGCACCUCCACCCCCUGACCAAGCCCCACCCCACUAUACCGAAGAACAACCCCGGCGGCACCGCCAACACAUGUCGCUCCCCGCCCAAAACGUGUUCGACGAAUACAACCGCUCUUUCGUCCAACCCCACGUCCCGCCGCCGCAUAAUAUGACACCGCAGUCGAGUAUGGGCACGAUGGGGAUGGGUCCGGGGUACUUUGAUCUACCGCCGGGACCGGGGUCGGGGUUGAAUGGGAUGACGCCGGGGGGAGGGUAUAACCAGCCGAAUGGGAUGGGGUUUGGGGUCCAGAAUGGGUGGGGGCAGAGGCCUUUCUCGCCGCCGAAUGGUGCAGGGAAUAUGCCCUACAAUAACGGGGUGAGCUGGUAUAGCGGAGGCAUGUUCCCCGCUUGGCCGCACAUGGGGUGAUCCGCUUCUUGUCCGAGGGUUGCCGUUCCAUUACUUCUUGCUUCUUCUGCCAAUUACAGGUUUAUAGUGUUGGGCAGCGCUUGCUAAGCAUCAGCUAGCCGGGG